UGUAUUUUUAUUUGGGCCUGUAUGAAAGGUCCUGGUGUAUAGUUAUGUGUCUCCAGCGCCAGCAUGAAUGAAAGUGCAGUUCUGAAAGUUAAAGUCGAUCUUUUCUGUCUGAGAUGAAGGGAAAUUGAUCCAUCAUGCAGUCUGGCUGCAAUUCACCACUUCACCAUCAGCGGCGCCAGACUGGAACCCAAGUCUGAGCCUGGAAAGUGACCGAGGCUACGCCAGCUUUCUAAACGGGGCUGUGAUAUUACACAAAAUGUUGUUACCUGACCUGAGGAGAAGUUUAGAGCUUUCCUAAUUUCAUUUAAGUCAUUUAAACCCAUAUUUCCAGACUGUUGUCCAUCGAUAUUUUAAAGUUAAAGCAGUUUGAGGGAAGAAGCUGAGAAAAGGGAAAUCUGAGUGACUUCCUGCAGCAGUCCGGACCGGCUCUGUCUGCAGAGCUCCUUGUGAAGCAGACCUUCUGCCUGGCCUCCUCUGGCCCAGACACGUCCUGUAGGAGAACCCGCCGGGAUCAGGAUCCACCUGCAGCCAGGAAGAAUCAUCAUAGGAGACAUAAAGUGAGUGACCAUCACUAGUGAUGAGCAAAAACUCAAGUGAAAUACGGAUCUGAAGAAGGGACCAGAGCAACCAUGGCACAUGAAGGGCAAUUUAAAGAGGAGGAUCUGCCUUCAGACAUUAAUGAGUGGAGCGAACAUCACGUUAGAGAAUGGGUUCGACGUCUGAAGAAAGUAGAUGCUUCUGUUGCAGAUGUACUAUUUAAACAAGACAUCAGUGGUCCCAGUCUUUUGCUUUUAGAUAUGCAAGACCUCAUCAAUAUGGGUGUCACUUUUGGACCAGCUAAACUUGUCCUUCAUGCCAGAGAGGAACUGAAGAACUUAAAGAGCAAGACGCCAACAAGCUCCUCUAACCAGCCUGGGAAACCCAGCAAGCCGUAUCCCUUCUGUAGAUACCACGAUACAUUCAGAUACGUACAUGGCAGCAUCCUCGAUGUCACAGAAUCAGGUGCCUCGGACAUGAUUCAACCCUGCCAUGAAUAUAAAGCUUUUAUCAACACACCUGAUGAAGCUAAGAUGAACAAGUUUACCUCUGAGGUUGUUCGGUUUGCAGCUGCCUGCAUGAACAGCCGCACCAAUGGUACUAUCCAUUUUGGAGUAGGAGACAAGCCAGAUUUUGUUCAUGGUCAGGUUUUGGGGGUGGCUGUUGAUGACAAAGAGGCAUACGCUAACGGCCUCAAAUCAGCCAUCGAUGGUUACUUUGAACAUAAACACAAGCAUGCAGCUCAAAUGUGCAUCAAACCUCCUCGAUUUGUGGAGGUCCUGAACAGAAAUGAAACAUCUUCUGAAAAAUGUGUCAUUGAAGUGGACAUUGAGCCUCAGUCUGCCAUCUGUGAAGAAAACAUUUACCACACCUACAACACGAGAAAAGGAAAGAAAAAGACCAAAGAAACUGAAUCACAACCGUCAAAGUCUUUCUACAUCCGAGAUGGCGGCAGCAGCAGGGACCUUCUGGCAUCAAACGCGUCUUCCAGCGUAGAGUUCAGCCGCUUCGUAGACCACAUGACUCAGCUGUCACAGCUCCGCAAGAACGCAGAGGAGAAGCACGUCAAAACGAUAAAAGGCACAACUCAAGGCUCAAGGUUAACUCGCAUGAUAACUGGUGGGACCUUGUCGUUGGAUAAGUCCCACUUCGACUGUUAUGUUAUUGUGACAAAUAAAUCCCAUCCAAGCCAUUAUGAAAAUCUGGGCUUUCUCAUUGAGCUCGACCCAACAGCUGUUUUAGACUUUGAUCCUGAGUCAGCUCAACAUGGACUACAGACUUACUUUGACAAGCAGAGCACAGUGAGCCCACAUUUACCAGCAAAAUAUAAAAUCACAGGAGGAGUUGAAGACAUAGCUAACAAGUUGAAAUUAACUCGAAACACCAGCUGGGUGUUCUGUAACGGAGGCAUUGAGCAUGAGGCCCCCUCAGACAUUAACCAGUGGUUGAUGGACAAGGGUGCCUCAGUUCGAGAUGUGAUUUCUUUCUUGUGCCGGAAAGAUGUGCUUCCAAACAAGAGGUUCCUUGUCAUUUUCUUGCUUUUGUCAACAGUGAGGGAGAGAAUGGACCCCCUUGUCGAGACUUUCAGUACAUUCUGGCAGGAGCUCAGAGGCACAGACCAAAUCCUCUGCAUAUGCGACAAUGAAAACGCAUUUACUUCAUGGAGGGAUCUCAUUGAGGCUCGAUGUGGACUCGACAUCUCUGGCAGAUGUAUAUAUGAGCUCAGCUUUGCUGAAGUCAAUGGAACCAUCCUUAGUCUUUGGUCCAAAAACCGCAGAGCCAUCCGGUUCCUACCUUGUGGAGGAGAAACCAAGGUGCCUCUGGAGAAAAAACUGGAGCGCAGCCUCAAUACCUUAGAGGUCCUGUGUGUGAACCAGUGUGAGGGAGGGAAUGAAGACAGAGUUGCCAUAGAGGAGAACUUCUACAAAGGUGGAAAUGUCUCUUGGUGGAAUUUCUAUUUCUCUGAGCAGCCUGGAUCAACACCGUUCAUCAAACGAGACAUGUUUGACUACAUCAUGAACACUGUUAUACCAGAACUUUGCUCCCUAACAAAGGCCUGUGUGCUGUUCAAUCUCCUCCAUGUUCCAGGAUGUGGUGGGACCACCUUGGCCAUGCAUGUGUUGUGGGCUCUACGGGAGAAAUAUCGCUGUGCUGUCCUCAGGAAAAAGGCAGACUUUGCUGAUGUGGCUGAUCAGGUGAUCAAACUUUUAAAGUAUUCCUAUGAUGAACAAGCUCCACGGAUCCCUGUCCUGCUGAUGAUAGAUGACUUUGAUGAGAUGGAGAAGGUUUAUGACUUACAGCAGGUCAUUGAAAAGGAAUGCCUCCGGUCAGGGAAGGUCAUCCUCCUGAACUGUAUGAGAACAGAGUCCUCUGAGGUGUCAGGACAAACAGCCGACACUGUAGUCAUUGGAAACAGUCUCUCUGAGAAAGAACUGAAGAUGUUUGAGGACAAACUGAAAGAAAUAGAAAAAACACACAAGAACUUUGAAACUUUUUAUGGUUUCAUGAUUAUGAAGAAGAACUUCAAGGCUGAAUAUACUGAAGGAGUGGUCCGGAACACCCUGAAAAGCUUCAACAUAAACCAGAAAAAUGCACAACUCUUGGCCGUUUUGGUUCUAUUAAAUGUUUACUGCAAAGGUUCAUCUCUCUCUGUGUCCUUGUGUGAGGAAUUUCUUGAUCUUCAACCAAAACCUGUCUGUGGAAGCAUCAAAGUUGAAGAUGGAUUUGGGAAGUUUUCCAACUUUAUUGUCAGCUGUUCAGCUGAGGAUAUGGUAGUCUACAAAGCAGUUAAAAUAAUCCACUCAACCAUUGCAAAGCAGUGUUUGCAGGAACUCACAGCCCACAAUGUGACCAAAGCUGACAUUACUGACCUUCUGCUGACCACAAACCAGCUUUAUGAGUGCACACAAGGCAAAGGUAAUCUCCUGGAAGAUGUUCGUUACAUUUUGGUCAAACGAAAUUAUUCAUCAGAGGAAGAAUGUCAGUUCUCUCCUCUCAUUCAAGAAAUUGCAAAGGAAACGUCUGGAGAGGAAGAGAUGGUGUUAAUAAAUGCAUCAAAAAGAUUUGAGAAAGAUGCAAUCAUCUUUCAGUUGCUGGCCAGGUACUACUACCUAAAAAAGAAGGAUUUCUCUGAGGCUAGGAUUUGGGCAGACAAGGCAAAAGAGCUUUCCACAGACAGUUCUUACAUUGCAGACACAUCAGCACAAGUCAUUAAGCAUCAGCUAAAAAAUGCGAUCACAAACUGUAGGGAUGUGAGCCCACAGAACUUGGCUAUUUUUCUGAAAAUGUCCCAGUCAGCAAUUGAAGCUUUCAAGCAAGCACAAAACCUUGCAAAGAAGGAGUCCCUUCAGCGAUUGGAAGUCAAAGCAGACAACUGUCCUUUCAAUACUUCAGGAUGUCUUGGAGAAAUCCAGGUUGGACUACUGGUGAUUGAAUUAUUAAAAAAAACUCCCAUAUUUUCUUCAGAUGGUGUCCGCCACGACAUCCUGAGCCAGGUUCUCUCUGGAGACAUUAAACUUGAGAGCAUAGAGAGAAAUGACCCCCAACGCAAUAAAAACAGAACCUACUAUGUCACUCUGAAACAGUUUGAGGAUGUGCUUGAAAACCUCAAGUACAGGAUGAAGUUGAACAUUGACUACCUUGACAAGCUGUACGUGAAUCUGGGCUCCAGAUUUGGGGUGAAAGACACCCGUGAGCAAGUAGCUCAGAAUGAGCUUUUCAGAUGUUUCAGGGAGUACUCAAAAAUAUUUUGCGAGACAGAAUCUGCACAUCUUUUAAAGAACAAGUUGAUGAAUUUACAGAUGAAACUCCACCUGGCAAGACAGUUCCUCGAGAGAGAAAAAGCUGACAGCUAUUCUGGGAUUUUGAACUAUCUUUCCAAAGAAAGCUCAGCUGCAAGGGCAGAGAAAGUUGUUGCUCAGUACGAUUUUGUUUGCCAACCUCAGCACAAUCCAACUCCAAAGGAGAAAAUCAACCUAAUCUACGCCAGUGUUGUGUUGAGUCGCAUCAAACUGGAAUCAAAAUGGGUUUUGCCAUUCCAAGAGCUGAUAAAGCGACUCUGCCAAGUUCUCAAUGAACCAACUCCAUCAAGUGAGAGUUUGCAACUGUUCUUCAUUGCUGUUGUGUUGCUGUGGCCAACAGCACCAGGUCCAGUGCACAGAGAUCUGGGAAGGUUCAUCUCGCAGAUGAAGACGGCUUAUCACAGUGCACUGAAGGAAGUGUACAAUGGGAGGAACCCAGUGGUACACUUUGUUCUGGGUAAUAGGCCCGGCUAUCAACAACUUGUGCCUAUUAGAGCAAUCCAAAGCUGCGUCCCGGAUGCAGAGGAACAGUUUGCUUCUUUGUGGAGAAAUGGCAAAAUCUGGAAAGAGAAGAAGGUCAAAGAACUUCUUCGUAGGGUCACAGGUGCAGUUCAUCGUGAUGGGAUUCUGGUAGACACUUGCAUCCCAGAUCUGAGACUGGAAGUGAUUCCAAUGUACCGACCUCAGAUUAGUGGAUACGCUGAUGGGUCAAAACUCUCCUUCUUUCUUGGUUUCUCAAUGAAAGGACCAUUAGCUCUUGACAUUGAACCUCAACGUUAAAGAGACCCUGUUUCCACUCACUGAUAAACUUACAGAAGAAGCUUAUUGUAUUAGAAAGUACUACCAAAGUAUGUUUGUUUCUGACGGCCAUGGGUUUGGUGAUUCUAUGGUACUUUCCUGUAAAAUAUCCAUGCCCUACAUAAAAGGGAUAUAAGGGGCUGUCUGAUAGCAGCACAAUAAAUAACAGUGAAGGUAAAGACUGUGAAGACGAUGUCUAUUAGGAUGACCCCUGAUGUUCCUGACUACCUCCGCUCUCUCUGAGCUUUAAUAUCUCAGUCUCUAACAGUCAUGUUUGCCAUUAACAGCAUUUAGAGUCUGUUCAAGUCCAUACAUGCAACAGGAAUGAUGACAAUUUAAAUGUAAUAUCCUGCCAAGAAUACUUCCAGGCACGUCCUGGUGACUGUCUGGUGUUGCGAUGAUGAUCUGAUGAAUUGUGCCGGUCCAGUUGUGUGUUGGCAGCGUUUAUUAUAACGGUUUUAUCUUUGGUAGGGUUUGUUAAAAUAAAAUAUCCUUUUACUUCCAAAUAAUUUGUUUUAGAUCUUUUAUAACAACUCAUUACUACUGUACAAACAUUGUGUUUCUUUUACAUUACUUGAAAAACAAUAAAUGUGGAGUUUUGCUAAAUGUAAUUUGAAACAAUUAAGUCUUUCUGUAUGUUUGUU
Fundulus heteroclitus (mummichog) is the source of this 5779-nucleotide messenger RNA. Its product is annotated as sterile alpha motif domain-containing protein 9. Gene Ontology annotation, cellular component: cytoplasm. The coding region runs from base 630 to 5117 and encodes 1495 amino acids. The record is from RefSeq and is a predicted model, not a curated record. The transcript is spliced from 5 exons. NCBI's taxonomy places the organism in Eukaryota, Metazoa, Chordata, Actinopteri, Cyprinodontiformes, Fundulidae. Gene Ontology annotation, molecular function: protein binding.